AUGUAAUAAUAAUAAAUAUUACCUCCAUACACAUUGACAUUAAAGGAGUUGCUGAGCAGACCCAAUUUGGUGGUUGUCUCCGAGGAAGGCAUGCGGUUCAGAACUGAAAUUCGGGAGGAUACUAGGAGUGCCUCUCCGAUUCCCAAGAAAGAGAGCAAUAAAACACUUAGAAUGGACAAGUCGAAAGAGUUCACGAGUGGAGCUCUUAGGAUUGGGAAUUCAUCGUUUUAUCAAGGGAGACAAAAAGACCCCCUCUUAAAUAGUAGUCAUUUAAAGGCUCAAAUCUAGAAGCCCUAUGAUUAGAAAUUGAUGGAGAAAUUAACGAGUAAGAUCUUAAGAGCAGAAACUCCGAUUCAGACUAUCUCAAAUAGAUUACAAGAAUUAUACAAUGAGUUUGACAAGAACAACAAAAGAAUAACGAGAUUUGAGGAAACCAUCGAUUAGAGCAAUAAAGAGGCCACUUUGGCUGUAAUUGAAUCCAAACUAGGCAAAUUGCAUGAAAAUUAUUAGAUUGAAUUGAAGAAAAGAGAGUGGACUCAAAAACACAUUCAAGAGGUGUUGAGACAGUAGAAGUUAUACAAUCAAAGAUAAAAUGAAUUGUACGACAGUAAUUUUGAGAGGCCUCGCAAUAAAGAAAUUGAGGAAUCAUAUUAUAAGGAUCCAAAAUAUUUACAGAGAAAACAAAUAAGAUUGCGUGAUUAUCAGAAGUAUAAAUACGAAGUAGAAAAUACUGGAAAUUGUAGCCAAUAAUUGGAAAACUUUAGUCCUGAGAAGAAAUCCGAUUAAUUUGAUAUUAUUUUAUUAUUAAAUAUUUAUUAAAAAUUUAACGUAUAUAUGAGUCAAUUGGAACCAUUUGAACAUCAUUACAGUCAUCAAUAUUAAGAGGUAUUCGGAUGUUGUCAUUAAAAUCGAAACUAUUAUUCUGAUAAAGUCAUCUGCAAAGAAUGUGGAAUAUUUUUAAAUAAUCCAAAUACUAGAGUAUACAAAACUCUAAAAAUGAAAUUCAGUGCCUUUUUCAAUCCUAUCAAAGUGUUAUAGAAUAUCUUAUCUGAAGGUUUCCCAAAAGAACCUAUUAAACAACGCUAACAGAUCAUCGAAUUCAUAUUACAGGCUUCUGAAAGAUUAAAUCUAACAUUAAAUACAUCAUUUUUAGCAAUUAAUUACAUAGAUGAAUAUUUGAGCAAGGUUUCAAUCAAUGAAAAUUAAACCUAUUUAUUCGUAGCAACUGCUUUGAUGUUAGCAGCAAAGGCUUAAGAACUAGAUGAACGAGUGCCUUUCAUUAGUAAACUGAAAAGAUAUGCUUCAAUGACAAAUCAUCCUGAAAUCAGUCAAUAUUCAACUAGAGAAUACAAAUUUGCAGAGAGGUCUUUGAUUCAGACAAUGGAAUGGAAAUUGUAAAGAGUCACUUUACUUGAUCGAAUAGAAGCUAUCCUUUCCUUUGGAGUCAUAGAUGACGAUGAUAGUUUGGGAUAAUAGCAACAACAAAAGGAAAACAAAGAGAGUUCACAUUAACAACAUGUAAAACUAAGAGAUCUCCAAGAAAAUCAAAUCUUACUUUACGUGAAAGAGGUUGAAAAUAAAUACGCAGACGUAGCAUUGCAAAUCAUCAGAGAUGAUCAUUUGUACUUUGGAACAGAUCAAACGAUCUUAGCACUCUCUUGCGUAGCCUAUUUAAGAAAAAAGGCAGGACUACUAAACAUAUGGUCAUAGCAAUUACAGUGUCUGACUGGUAUAAGUGCUCAGAAGGUUUCAUCUUCAGUCUCCUAGAUUAUGACACUGAUUGCUAAAAGUAAAAGCUUCAAAACUAUAACCAAUCUUUAAUUAACUCCUUAAGAAAUCUACUUCUAACCUCUUAUGCCUAACAACACACUGACCACCAUAAGCACAAAUCAUCUCAACAAUCGACCCUUCCCAUUCGAGACCAAAAGAUAAUCCUAUGGUGACAUUAUGAUGCAAAGUAGCAAAUUGAAGAUUCCUUUAUAUCAGUCACAAUCGACUGUGCAAAUAGCUGACAUCCAAAAACAGAACCAUUUGUUUAAGCACACCAAUUUCACUACUGCCACCAACUAUACAUAUCUCAAUGAGAAUCCUGUUACUCACAUUGUCUAAUAGUUUGCUAUUCCCCAAAGUCAAGAACUUGACAAAAAAUAUGAGCAAGUACAUAAAGUUAGUGGAAGUAUGUUCAGACCUGUUCAAUGA
Molecule: messenger RNA, 2199 nt
Organism: Paramecium tetraurelia
Lineage: Eukaryota; Ciliophora; Oligohymenophorea; Peniculida; Parameciidae
Exons: 6
Biological process (GO): mitotic cell cycle phase transition; regulation of cyclin-dependent protein serine/threonine kinase activity
Cellular component (GO): nucleus; cyclin-dependent protein kinase holoenzyme complex; cytoplasm
Molecular function (GO): cyclin-dependent protein serine/threonine kinase regulator activity
Source: RefSeq, a predicted model, not a curated record